Messenger RNA from Phacochoerus africanus (Common warthog), 1812 nucleotides. It is a transcript of the gene TRMT61B, whose product is annotated as tRNA methyltransferase 61B. Gene Ontology annotation, cellular component: tRNA (m1A) methyltransferase complex. Lineage: Eukaryota; Metazoa; Chordata; Mammalia; Artiodactyla; Suidae. The transcript has 7 exons. Gene Ontology annotation, biological process: tRNA methylation. The coding region runs from base 265 to 1746 and encodes 493 amino acids. The record is from RefSeq and is a predicted model, not a curated record.
CAGGACUUCAGCUUAGACAGCGCUUUGACAGGCUGUGUCUUUUUUAAUCCUCUUGUCCCCAGACGAGGCGGUGGAGAUGUGUCAGCGGGCAAUUGUUUACUCUGCACACAUUCCGAAGAGGAAACUGUGCCCCUACACGGGACAUUAACUCUACAGGACCUCUCCGCUCCGGGAUGCCAACUCUGUCACGGCCCCACUUCGGACGAAGGCGCUGCAGCACAACUCUUCCUGCGAAACGCUGCCCAGCCCCGAGCUGGUGCGUCAAUGCUACGCGCAACGCCUCGCCUGGCCCUACGUCAUUCGCCUGCGACUGCGCCUGCGCGGGUGGUCAUGCUGUCAGCUAGGCAGCUGGGGCAGGUUCUGCUAGGGCUGCGGCGCUUCGGGAGGUGGCCGGGGCUCGGGACCUGUCGAUUCUUGCGCCGCCUUGGGCAAGGUCCCUUCGACAGAGCCCGGUUACUGGGUUGCGAAUCCUCGCCUAGAGACGCGCAAAAUGAAGAGGGAGAGCACGAGGAGGUACAGAGGAAAGCCCCAGACGCAGAGUCGUCUUCAUCUCUCCCUCCACGCGUCCGGGGACUUGGGACCAGAUGUCUUUCCUCACUGGAAAGAUUGAAACCCCCGACGCUGCGAGAGGAGUCAGUUCCUCAAGAGCGGGAGUGCUCGAGUGGAGACCAAGGCGAGCCCGGUCCCUCCUUGGCCCAGUCUGCCACCGAGGACGAAGAACCUCACAUCUCCUCUUCCUGGUCAACUUCCAGAGAGGUGCCUUUUCGGACUGGGGAGCUGAUUUUAGCUGAGACUAGAAAGAGAGAAACACAAUUUAAAAAAUUAUUUAGGCUGAGUAACGCCGGACACUUAAAUAGUAGCUGGGGGACAGUCCCAUUCAGGGAGAUCGUGGGGAAGUUCCCCGGCCAGAUACUGAGGAGUUCUGCUGGUAAGCACUUCAUGCUGAGGAGGCCAACACUGGAGGACUAUGUAUUACUGAUGCAAAGAGGGCCUGCUAUCACAUAUCCAAAGGAUAUGAAUAUGAUACUGUUGAUGAUGAAUAUCCACCCAGGUGAUACUGUUUUGGAAGCUGGCUCGGGCUCUGGUGGAAUGAGUUUAUUUCUAUCCAAAGCAGUUGGAUUGCAAGGACGAGUCAUAAGUUUUGAAAUACGAAAAGACCACCAUGAACUGGCUAAGAAGAAUUACAAACACUGGCGUGAUUCAUGGAAAAUGAGUCAUGUAGAAGAGUGGCCAGACAACGUGGAUUUUAUUCAUAAGGAUAUUUCAGGAGCAACUGAAGAUAUACAGUCUUUAACAUUUGAUGCGGUAGCUUUGGAUAUGCUGAAUCCUCAAGUUGCUUUGCCCGUUUUAUACCCAAAUCUUAAACAGGGUGGUAUAUGUGCUGUCUAUCUAGCAAACAUCACACAGGUUAUUGAACUUUUAGAUGGAAUUCGUGUAUGUGAACUUGCCCUUUCAUGUGAAAAGAUAAGCGAAGUUAUUGUCAGAGAUUGGUUGGUUUGCCUUGCAAAACAGAAAAAUGGACUUUUAGCUCAAAAAGUGGAACCUAAAAUCAACACAGAUUUACAAUUACAUUCUCAAAAGAAAAUUAGAAUUGAAGGUGAGAUGUUUCAAGAGGAUGACCACGAAGAAUCACCUUGUGAUUUUCCCUAUGGAUCAUUUCCCUAUAUUGCUAGACCUAUACACUGGCAAACUGGUCAUACGGCCUUUCUUGUCAAGUUGAGGAAGUGCAAACCACAACUUAACUGAGUACCUCAGAUGACAACUGAUUUGAAGACAGAAAUAUAUCAAAAUAAAACUUUAUAUUGCAAAUCA